Messenger RNA from Brienomyrus brachyistius, 3357 nucleotides. Its product is annotated as matrilin-2-like. Gene Ontology annotation, molecular function: calcium ion binding. The record is from RefSeq and is a predicted model, not a curated record. Lineage: Eukaryota; Metazoa; Chordata; Actinopteri; Osteoglossiformes; Mormyridae. The transcript is spliced from 15 exons. The coding region runs from base 702 to 3266 and encodes 854 amino acids.
AUUACCCACUACAUAAAAAUGUAGUUUUUAUUUGCUUGUGGUUGUAUUAUAAAUACAUAGAAAAUGUUUACCGUUAAUGUAUUAAACAUUUCUAUGAAUGUAAACACUUAUUUGAUAUUUUCCCAGUAAACACAAGAUAUAUAAAUGGAAAAAAAUCACAAUUUCCGAAGACCUCUUUAGACAAUUUAUAAAUUCAGAAUUCUUCAUAAGGGACAGAAUUUCGUUUCAGAGGUUAUUGAUUUUAAUGUGUGUUUCUUACAGAUUUAGUCAGGGCAGUGCCUCUGAUUCUACUACGUACAGCAGACAGAUCAUGUACUAAGUCCUGUUUAAGUGGCACAUAAAUUUAGCGUGCUCUUCGUAGAUAUUGUUUAUUAUAAAAUGAAAAAGACGCUAUGGAAAAGCGCAAAUACUUUUAAGACAAUUAAGAGUGUAGCUACUGUAUUUGCUUCCUGCAAGAGAUUUUAUUUCAUCUUGACUAUCACCAGUACAAUUCAUUAAAUCUCUUUUUACGUUUCAAGUUUACCAUAAAUCUUCUGAAUAUUGGAAAGCCUUUAACAUUUGUAAAUGAUUUAGAAAAUCUAUAAUUCAAAAUUAAGACAUUAGAAUAUAUUUAUUUAUGAACCAGCUAAUGUUUACAUGUACGUGUAUUGUAUAAGCCAAAUAAAACAGGCAGAAAACGGAAAAAGACUCCCGAUUAGGGAAUGGGAGGCGCCGGGGCUGCCGGACACACUGCAAGGGAGGUAAAAGCGUUAAGUGCAGCUGAACCUAUUUCCCAGUGCGAUUCUCCGGCAGGUUGUGUCCCAGGUGCACUGCGGAGGCAUCACUGGUUCUGGCGCUGGUUUCUGUUCUUUUUUAAGGACACCUUGGGUAAAAUGAGGGUCACGCUGACUUGCCUACUCUGCUUCCUGUGUGGUCAUCCAGCUGUCACGGACCCUGAUUCCCGCCAUUCACAUCCUGCAGUGAAUGGGAAAGGGAACGACACCACUUUGUUGGAAAGCCCAUGUAAAGGGAAGCCCCUGGACUUUGUCUUCAUCAUUGACAGUUCCCGUAGUGUGCGGCCCCAUGAUUACGAGAAGGUCAAGGCCUUCAUCAAGAACAUACUGGAAUUCCUGGAUGUGGGUCCUGAAGCUACCCGUGUAGGACUACUGCAGUACGGCAGUGUGGUGCAGAAUGAGUUCUUCCUCCGGGACUUCCAGAAAAAGUCUGACAUGCAGAAGGCCGUGGACGAUAUGAUCCAGCUGGCCAGUGGCACCAUGACAGGUCUGGCGAUCGAGUUCACCAUGAAUGUGGCAUUCUCCGAGGCUGAGGGGGCCCGCUCACCAGACACAAACGUGCCCCGCAUGGCCAUGGUGGUCACUGAUGGGCGCCCCCAGGAUACGGUGCAUGAGGUAGCUGCCAGUGCACGCAGUGCUGGUAUUGAGAUCUUCGCGAUCGGUGUCGGGCGAGUGGACAUGAGUACGCUGCUUGCCAUCGGCAGCGAGCCUCAUGCAGAGCACGUCUUCCUGGUGGCCAACUUCAGCCAGAUUGAGACGCUCACCUCUGUCUUCCAGUCCAAGAUCUGUGGAGGCGCUGGCCUGUGUUCUGUGGUGGACCACAGGUGUGACCAUCACUGUGUCGGUACCCCCACCUCCUACAUGUGCAGGUGUAGGAAAGGCUACGUUCUGAACAGUGACGGAAAAACCUGCCAAGUUAUAGAUCACUGUGACCAGAGGAACCACGGCUGUGAGCAUGACUGCGUCAGCACUCCUGACUCCUACGUCUGUAGAUGUAAAAAGGGUUUCGUACUCAAUGCUGAUGGCAAAACCUGCAGAGAAGUGGACUUUUGUACUUUGGGUACCCAUGGAUGUGAACACAAGUGUGUUAACACCGAAGACUCCUUUCUGUGUCAGUGUCAGGAGGGCUAUACCCUUAAACCUGAUGGAAAAACUUGUAAAAGAAUUGACCUGUGUGCUUUGGGUCACCAUGGAUGUGAACACAAGUGUGUGAACACCGGAGACUCCUAUGAGUGUCAGUGUCAUAAGGGAUACACACUCAACCCUGAUGGAAAAACGUGCAGAAGAAUUGACCUGUGUGUUUCGGGUAUCCAUGGAUGCGAACACAAGUGUGUGAACAUUGAAGACUCAUAUGAGUGUCGGUGUCAUAAGGGAUACAAGCUCAACCUUGAUGAAAAAACCUGCAGAAAAAUUGCCCUGUGUGCUUUGGGUCACCAUGGAUGCGAACACAAGUGUGUGAACACCGGAGACUCCUUUGUAUGUCAGUGUCAUAAAGGAUACACACUCAAUCCUGAUGGAAAAACCUGCAGAAGAAUUGACCUGUGUAAUUUGGGUCACCAUGGAUGCGAACACAAGUGUGUGAACACUGAAGACUCCUUUGUGUGUCAGUGUCAUAAGGGAUACACACUCAAUCCUGAUGGAAAAACCUGCAGAAAAAUUGACCUGUGUGCUUUGGGUCACCAUGGAUGCGCACAUGAGUGCGUGAACACGGAUGGCUCCUAUGAGUGUCGGUGUUAUACAGGAUACACACUUAACGCUGAUGGGAAAACCUGUGAAAGGCCCGAGUGUGGAAAGAUGGACUUAGUGUUUGUAAUCGAUGGCUCCAAGAGCCUGGGACUGGCCAACUUUCAGCUGGUGAAGCAGUUUGUGAACAGCAUCGUGGACUCGCUGAAUGUGUCCCGCGGGCACACGCAAGUGGGACUCCUGCAGUACUCCACCAAGGUGCGCACGGAGUUCUCUCUGGGCCAGUUUUCCUCUGCCCCAGCCAUCAAGCAGGCAGUCUCCCGCAUGCAGUACAUGGCCCGGGGCUCAAUGACAGGCUCUGCCCUACGGCACAUGUUUGAGGUCAGCUUCUCCCCAGAGAGGGGAGCCCGGCCCAGUGUCCACCGCGUCAGCAUUGUGUUCACAGAUGGCCGGUCCCAGGACGACGUCUCCAAGUGGGCUGCCAAGGCACAGGAAUCUGGCAUCGUCAUGUAUGCGGUUGGAGUGGGGAAGGCCAUCGAGGACGAACUCCGAGAAAUAGCUUCCGAGCCAGAUGAGAAGCACUUGCUCUACGCUAAAGACUUCAGCCGCAUGGAUGAAAUCACAAAUAAACUCAAGUCACAUAUAUGUGAAGUAGCUGUCCCAAAGCCUCCUAUCGAAGAUCUGUGCAGAUGUGAGAACAUGAUAUCCUUCCGGAAUCAGGCUGCAGAACAACUGAACAGGCUGAAUCUGAAACUAGAACUUUUGACUAAGAGGCUGGACACUUUGGAGAAUGACUUGGGAGACAACUGAACAACUCUAUCAUGGCAUCUUGGAGGGAGAAACUCAAAGCAGUCUUUCAAAGAAGAAUGCAUCAAAUGUCUAUCGUGAACUAAUUAAAAUG